UCGAGCUUGCGCUGAAAGAAAAGAGGAGGGUCUACUUGGAAGUCUUUAUUUAUUUCUUUGUUUCCAGUGGGAAAAAAUUAUAACGGCGAUAAAUAUCUGUCGUGUUUUUUUACGUAAUUAUUUUUGUCCGAUAAAGAAAAAAGCUGGAAAUUAUUACCAGAGGAAAUAGAAAGCCUAAGCGAACGGGAGGAGGAUGAAGCGGCGCAAUGCGGACUGCAGCAAACUCCGGCGGCCGUUAAAACGGAACCGAAUCACCGAGGGUAUAUACGGCAGUACGUUCCUGUAUCUGAAGUUCCUGGUGGUGUGGGCGCUGGUGCUGCUGGCGGACUUUGUGCUGGAGUUCAGGUUCGAGUACCUCUGGCCCCUCUGGCUCUUCAUCCGGAGCGUGUACGACUCCUUCAGGUACCAGGGCCUGGCCUUUUCAGUAUUUUUUGUUUGUGUAGCGUUUACGUCAGACAUCAUAUGCCUUCUCUUCAUCCCCGUCCAAUGGCUGUUCUUCGCCGCCAGCACCUACGUUUGGGUCCAGUACGUGUGGCACACAGAAAGAGGUGUAUGCCUGCCCACGGUGUCGCUAUGGAUACUCUUUGUUUACAUAGAAGCAGCCAUCAGAUUCAAAGAUCUGAAGAACUUCCACGUGGACCUGUGUCGUCCGUUCGCUGCACACUGUAUCGGGUAUCCGGUGGUGACGCUGGGCUUUGGCUUUAAGAGCUACGUCAGCUAUAAGAUGCGUCUGAGGAGGCAGAAGGAGGUGCAGAAGGAGAACGAGUUCUACAUGCAGCUCCUCCAGCAGGCCCUCCCCCCGGAGCAGCAGAUGCUGCAGAGACAGGAGCGGGAGGCAGAGGAAGUAGCCUCUAAAGGCCUGUUGGAGGCGGAGCCAGCGCUGGCGUCGCAGAACGGCGCCCCCGGUGGUAAGAAGCUGUCGCUGCCGGAGCUGGAGUACCGGGAGAGGGGGAGGGACGCGCGGAAGCAGCAGGGCCCCGCGGGGGGGGGCGCCCUGGAGCUGGAGUACAUGGAGAACCACAUCAACCACAGCAAGAGGCUCAGCAGCGAGCUGACAGGGAGCGCAGAGAACCUGCUCCUCAAAGAGGAGGCGGCGGCGGCGGCCACCUCCCCGUCCUCCGCUUUCUGCGCCUCCUCCUCAAACGCCUCCUCCGCCUCCUACUCUUCCGCCUCCUCGUCUGCCGCCUCCUCCAAAAAUUACAAGAACUCCAGCGGAGGGGGUGGGGCCGGGGGCGUGGGCGUGGUCAACUCCUCGCCCCGCAGCCACAGCGCGACCAAUGGCAGCGUGCCCUCCUCCGGCACAUCCCUCACCUCCUCCUCCUCCAGUAAGAGUGAGAAGAAGCAGAAGUGUCCGUCGGGCCGGAGCGUCACUGCCGUCCCUCACAGAGACCCCACAGACAACUGCAUCCCCAACAACCAGCUCAGCAAGCCUGACGCGCUCGUACGGCUGGAGCAGGAUGUGAAGCGUCUGAAGGCGGACCUGCAGGCCAGCAGGCAGGUGGAGCAGGACCUGCGGGGACAGAUCGGCUCGCUCAGCGGGGCGGAGAGGAGCAUGCGCUCCGAGCUGGGGCACCUGCGCCAGGAGAACGAGCUCCUGCAGAACAAGCUCCACAGUGCGGUCCAGGCCAAGCAGAAGGACAAGCAGGCGGUGGGGCAGCUGGAGAAGCGGCUGAAGCAGGAGCAGGAGGCGCGGGCGGCGGCAGAGAAGCAGCUCGCCGAGGAGAAGAAGCGCAAGAAGGCCGAGGAGGCCACGGCGGCCAGGGCUGUAGCGCUCGCGGCGGCGUCCAGGGGAGAGUGCACAGAGAGUCUGCGGACGCGUAUUCGGGAGCUGGAGUCGGAGUGUAAGAAGCUCACCAUGGACAUCAAGCUGAAAGAAGAACAGAUCAGAGAGCUGGAUAUGAAGGUCCAGGAGCUGUGUAAAUAUAAGGAGAAUGAGAAGGACACAGAGGUGCUGAUGGCGGCCCUGUCGGCCAUGCAGGAUAAGACUCAGCACCUGGAGAACAGCCUCAGCGCCGAGACCCGCAUCAAACUGGACCUGUUCUCCGCGCUGGGGGACGCCAAGAGGCAGCUGGAGAUCGCGCAAGGUCAGAUCCUGCAGAAGGAGCAGGAGAUUAAGGAGCUGAAGCAGAAGAUGGCGGAGGUGAUGGCGGUGAUGCCCAGCAUCGCGUACGCGGCGGACGGCAGCGCCAUGGGCACCGUGGUGCCCCACUACUCCUCCACCUUCAUGGACAGCAGCCCGUCCGGCCUGGACCCCAACGCCUCCGUCUACCAGCCGCUCAAGAAGUGAGGGGGAGGGGGGGCGGAGCGGCUGUCCGUCCGUCCGUCCGU
Anguilla anguilla (European eel) is the source of this 2328-nucleotide messenger RNA. It is a transcript of the gene maco1b, whose product is annotated as macoilin 1b. Gene Ontology annotation, biological process: neuronal signal transduction. The record is from RefSeq and is a predicted model, not a curated record. Gene Ontology annotation, cellular component: rough endoplasmic reticulum membrane. NCBI's taxonomy places the organism in Eukaryota, Metazoa, Chordata, Actinopteri, Anguilliformes, Anguillidae.